Messenger RNA from Equus quagga, 1173 nucleotides. RefSeq names its product xanthine dehydrogenase/oxidase-like. Bases 685 to 948 code for a protein of 87 amino acids. The record is from RefSeq and is a predicted model, not a curated record. NCBI's taxonomy places the organism in Eukaryota, Metazoa, Chordata, Mammalia, Perissodactyla, Equidae. Gene Ontology annotation, molecular function: iron ion binding; oxidoreductase activity. The transcript is spliced from 4 exons.
AGAAGGUGCCAAGGCUAGCCCAAGUCUUAAUCCUCCCCAGACCAUUUGAGGAGAUGUUAUGUUCAGAUCACACCUUCCUUGGGUACCUUAUGUGAAUCUAUGAACCAGGGCCUUCAGUUGAACAAGGUGAUUAUCAUCCUCGGGAGGAGCAUUUUAGAUCAGUUGUGGGAGGUCAGCGCAGGGUGGGGGUGGUAUUACUUCAUCUCUAGGGCUUCAUAUCUUAGUCAGGAAAAGGGGAAAUUACCAAAUUUGCCCAACCUGCAAGAGAUAUGAGAAGGUGAAUUAGGGCUUGUUAUUUUCAUUGAGGCAAAUAGAUGAAAGAAAGAAUGAACAGUUUAACCACUGGGAUCAUAUCCAUAUUAUCAGGCUAAAAGCCUCCCUUUCCAAUGGUACAGAUCCUUAUUCCUGAUGCACUUACUUUGGCUGCAAAUAAACUAUAGAGUCAGAUUCCACUUCUCCUUGUCCAUUUAUUUUUUUCUCUUGGUAUCUAUGACACUACGCUUUCCUCAUUUUCCUCCUAUCUCUGUGUUCACAGCAUGUGCUGGCUCUUCCUCUACUCAGCCCCUAAUUGCUGCAGCACCCUCUGGCCUGGGCCCCUGCCCUUCUCCAUCUUCACACUCCUCCUAGGAGAGAAUUGCUAAAAGCCACGGGUCCCAGUGUGGGUUCUGCACCCCCGGCAUCGUCAUGAGCAUGUACACGCUGCUCCGGAACCAGCCCGAGCCCACCAUGGAGGAGAUCGAGGAUGCCUUCCAAGGGAACUUGUGCCGCUGCACAGGCUACAGACCCAUCCUCCAGGGCUUCCGGACCUUCGCCAGGGGUUGGCACAUUACAAAAAGGAGUGUUUCAUCCAAAGAGCUGCAAAGGGGUGGAGACGGAGACAAGCCUGUGAGGAUGGAAAACACCACACCCUGCGGAGUGCUGUUAAUGAUGAGGAACCAGGAGACAUGAAUUUAAAUGAAAAUGAUUGAAAGCUCAGAUACGGACUCUGCAGACCUGGGUUAAAAUCCCAUUCCAUCACUUAAUUGAUGCAUGACUUUGAGCAAAUUUCUCUGUUUCUAAAAUGGGGAUUAUAAUAAUACCUCCUUAUAGUGUCUGUGGAACGUACUUCUUGUAAAGCUCUUAGAACAAUGCCCGGCACAUCUUAAGUGUUCAAUAAAUGGCAACUAUAAAUUA